CCCUCGGCGGCACUUCCCCGGAGGCUGCACAGCGCGCGGGGCUCGGCGGGGAGGCUGGGGGGGCGGCUGCGGCGUCAGCGGACUCCAGCAGGAAGCCGGGCGGGUCGGGACCGCUCGCGGAGAGGGGCUGGACUGCGAGCCCGGAGGUCCACCUUCCUGGCCCGCUGUCCGGAGCUGUGACCCAGCGCUGCUUCUCCGUCAAGCGCCAGUGAUAGCUACCUUGUCCCGAUGCUGGGAGGGUCGGGACAGUAAUACAGAAGUGCUCGUGUGGCCUGGCACGCAGCGGGCGCCGUCAGAUGGGCUGGGCUGGAUGAGCCGAGGGGACUGAGCAGCCUGGCGGAAGGCGGCAGCGGGCCAGGUCUCCGGGAAUGAAAGGCCUCACUGUCCCGGACUCCCAACCCCCUCCGCCCUCACUUCCCGCGGUUUGCCCAGGGCGGAGGUGCACACCUGGCGGUAGACUCGGCCAAGGCCACGUCUCAGCCGGCCGACCCAGAACGGAUCCUUAGCUCCAGGAGGGAGUGGUGGGGCUGGCCCGGGCACUGGCGGACCAGAGGUGGACAGAGGCCAGGACAGUGAGUGAUCGCUGAAGCCUCAGGCCAAAGUGAUGGAACCCAGAGCCACCCCGUAGCUGGGAGGGACACACUGCAGCCUCCCUUGACCCCAGCGGGAAGGAGGCCCAGCCGGCAGCUGCAGCCACCUGAGACUGUGUCCUGGGCCAGGUGCGAUGGCGGAGAAGGUGCUGGUGACAGGCGGGGCUGGCUACAUCGGCAGCCACACGGUCUUGGAGCUGCUGGAGGCGGGCUACUCGCCCGUGGUGGUCGACAACUUCCACAAUGCCAUCCGCGGAGGGGACUCCAUGCCCGAGAGCCUGCGGCGGGUGCAGGAGCUGACGGGCCGCACUGUGGAGUUUGAGGAGAUGGACAUUUUGGACCAGGCAGCCCUCCGGCGUCUUUUCGAAAAGCACAGCUUCAUGGCCGUCAUCCACUUCGCGGGGCUCAAGGCCGUGGGCGAGUCGGUUCAGAAGCCCCUGGAUUACUACAGAGUUAACCUGACGGGGACCAUCCAGCUGCUGGAGAUCAUGCGGGCCCACGGGGUGAAGAACCUGGUGUUCAGCAGCUCAGCCACCGUAUAUGGGACCCCCCAGUACCUGCCUCUGGACGAGGCCCACCCCACGGGUGGCUGUACCAACCCCUAUGGCAAGUCCAAGUUCUUCAUCGAGGAGAUGAUCCGGGACCUCUGCCAGGCGGACAAGGCCUGGAACGCAGUGCUGCUGCGCUAUUUCAACCCCACAGGGGCCCACGCCUCUGGCUGCAUCGGCGAGGACCCCCAGGGCAUCCCCAACAACCUCAUGCCCUACGUUUCCCAGGUGGCGAUUGGGCGCCGGGAGGCCCUGAAUGUCUUUGGAAACGACUAUGACACAGAGGAUGGCACAGGCGUCCGGGAUUACAUCCAUGUUGUGGAUCUAGCCAAAGGUCACAUUGCGGCCUUGAGGAAGCUGAAGGAGCAGUGUGGCUGCCGGAUCUACAACCUGGGCACAGGGACGGGCUACUCGGUGCUGCAGAUGGUCCGGGCCAUGGAGAAGGCUUCGGGGAAGAAGAUCCCAUACAAGGUGGUAGCGCGUCGGGAAGGCGAUGUGGCUGCCUGCUACGCUGACCCCAGGCUGGCCCACGAGGAGCUGGGCUGGACAGCAGCCUUAGGGCUGGACCGGAUGUGUGAAGAUCUGUGGCGCUGGCAGAAGCAGAACCCACUGGGCUUUGGCGCACAGGCCUGAGGCCCUCCCCUAUCAUGGACCAUGAAAGGAAAAGCAGCAGCCGCCUGCUGCCCACCUCCGCCAGGAACCUCCGGGCCGAGCCAAGGCCUCCCUACCUCACACCCUAGCUGGGCCCGCUCAGCACACAGGCAUGAGGCCAAGGGCUCCGCUGACCAGGAGCCAGGGUCUCCCCUGUCUUCCACGGGCUCCAGGAAGCAUCAGGACCACCAGGAGCGAGGGCGGGAGGCAGGGCCCCGUCACAACCACCUCCUGCCCCGCCCAGCCCGCAUCUGUACUGCUAAUCUUACAAAGUACGUACAAUAAAAAUUCCCUUGCACUGGG
Tupaia belangeri chinensis (Chinese tree shrew) is the source of this 2092-nucleotide messenger RNA. RefSeq names its product UDP-galactose-4-epimerase (gene GALE). Gene Ontology annotation, biological process: beta-D-galactose catabolic process via UDP-galactose, Leloir pathway. Lineage: Eukaryota; Metazoa; Chordata; Mammalia; Scandentia; Tupaiidae. The coding region runs from base 725 to 1771 and encodes 348 amino acids. Gene Ontology annotation, cellular component: cytosol. The record is from RefSeq and is a predicted model, not a curated record. The transcript is spliced from 11 exons. Gene Ontology annotation, molecular function: UDP-glucose 4-epimerase activity.